Molecule: messenger RNA, 303 nt
Organism: Symbiodinium necroappetens
Lineage: Eukaryota; Dinophyceae; Suessiales; Symbiodiniaceae
Source: the annotation of a GenBank genome assembly
AUGCCGCAACGGUGGGACGCUCCAGCCCUCUCUUCUGUGGUGCUGCCGAGGGAUUGGCGAAAGCACUGCAGAAGGAGAGCAGGCACUCGGAGGCCUUUGAGGCACUACGCGAAGCUUUCGAGGUUCAUGCUCGAUGCGACUCUGUGCAUACAACGCCGCUCUUCGAGUGCUUGGAGAUGGCCAUGGACAUACAAGAGCAGUCCCCCGGGGUGGACUUGUCCAGCUUGCGGUCGCCAAUUGAAGAUGCGAUGCAAAACCUUCAAAGCCGCGGCCAGGACCGAGAUGGCAAUGCAGGGCUUGUGA